CUGUAGUUUUUCGGAUCCAGUAGGCCCGCCUCCAGCUGGCAGCACUUCAUCCCAACAUCCUCGACUGGGACACAUACGAAACGUUUGCUCCACAAUUCGGUCUGUAGCUGUAGUCUAAAUCUCGGAUAAACUACAAUUGCAUAGUAUCGCGAUACAAGCACAUAUAGAUUUUAUCCACAUCAAAAUUUUCCACUGAAUCUCCUUCAGGAUGAGCACUGAAUCACCGAAUGAAGCGCACCCAGUGGAAUCCGUGCUUGACCAGAAAUUGGCUUUGAAUCGUGCUCUUGUCAGAUUGGUCCAACAAGCGCGUCGUCUCAAUUUUACCAGCUUGGAGGGCUAUGGAUCGCUGGAGGGAUUCCUCCUGGAGCACGCAGUGCCAGAGUUGCCGAUGACGGACAGUGAAACCGCACACUCCACCACCACAGCGACCAGCUCGGCCAGGCCGUGUCCAAAGCGAAAACCCAGUGGCCAAGUCCGAUCGGCGGCCAAGGCAAUCAAAUUACGCAAGACUGAUACGCAUCUGAGGACGCCACGUGGCGUCCAGUGUAUGACCGCACAUCUGCCGGUGCCGCCGCCACCGCCACCGCCCUCUCCACGCUACCCACAGGCACGGGAACUUGAUGUGGCCCUGGAGACGGCCGAUCAUCUACGGAUCGAAAUGGCCGAGACGGACGCACUAUUGGAUCAACUGCUAUACGAUGCCAAGGCCCUCGAACGCCAGGUGGCGAUCCAGUGUCAAUGGCAAAGGGAUACGGAGCUAAUACGCAGUCUGGAGAUGGAGUACAAUGGGCGAUCCUUGAGGUAUCUGAUAGAGGCCAUUCAGUCGGACUGCGAGAGUGAGCAUGUCCAGGCGCUCUGGAGGCGUUGCCAUCGCUCCUUGGAACGCCACGCGGAGCGUCAGCUGGCGCUGGAUUCCGAAGAGGAUUCGCAUCUGGAGCGCAUUGAUCUCAAUGAAGACGAGGGCAACGGCAAGGGCACCCAAACCGAUCUUUCUGAGAACGAGAUUUUGCCAGCACUGGCAAAUGUGAUAUGCCAAUGGAUGCGAAGUACGGCGGAGUGCUUAAGGCAGCGGGCUCAGGAGCAGACUCGGGAGCAGGCGAAGGCCACCAAGUGCAGCAGAGAGUGCCACGCAAAGCCUGCCUUGGAUAGUAUUUGAAUAAAGAUACACGACUUGAAAA
Drosophila yakuba is the source of this 1178-nucleotide messenger RNA. RefSeq lists its product as uncharacterized. Lineage: Eukaryota; Metazoa; Arthropoda; Insecta; Diptera; Drosophilidae. The record is from RefSeq and is a predicted model, not a curated record.